GAGCUUUCGCUGGACCACGACUCUCCAGCAGCUCGACAAAAUGCAACCAUACUCAUGCUUGCCAGAAACAGCGACCUCAAGGAAGCCAUUGAGUCUUUGACAUCCUUCGAGUCGCAAUUCAAUCACCGAUACCAUUAUCCGGUCGUGUUUCUCAAUGACGAACCCUGGACUGAGGAGUUUAUGCAAGGGGUAUCGAGUAUCACUAACACACGCUCAGGNAAAUUCUACGACCAUCCUGCAAUGCAAGCAUACAAAUGGUAUUGGCGCAUCGAACCUGGCAUCUCUUUCGCCUGCCCCAUGACCUUCGAUCCGUUUGCAUACAUGUCGCGCGAAAACAAACGCUACGCCUACGCGAUUGCACUGCAAGAAGUUGGGUCCACAGUCCGCAGCCUUUACAGAGUGGUCAGUGACUACAAAGACCGCCUCAACAUGACACCUUCACGAUACUGGAAGGCCCUGAUAAAUCCCUCAUGGGCACCCCUACCCAUCCGCUGGUUAUUGCGUCUAGCGCCCUACCGUGAUAUCAACGGCGACGAGUGGAACCUCUGCCAUUUCUGGAACAAUUUUGAGAUUGCCGAUCUGGACUUCUUCCGCAGAGAGGACUAUAGAAAACUGAUGGAGCAUCUGGACAAACUCGGUGGCUUCUAUUCCGAACGCUGGGGUGAUGCUUCCGUACGAUCUUUUGCGGCGACUCUGCUAUUGAAGUCAGAAGAGAUACACUGCUUUGGCGAUAAUAUCUGUUAUUGUCAUGGCGACUUUUGCUCGCCGGGGAUCAACUUGCUGGAUGGAAACACCAGCUGUCCUGUGAAGCAGCCAGUGGAGGAGAAAGACAAGAAGGGCAUGUUCAAUCAGAUGUGUCAUGACAGAUUUAGGCAAGCCAAUGUGCUAUGA
This is a messenger RNA of Aureobasidium uvarum, 891 nucleotides long. NCBI's taxonomy places the organism in Eukaryota, Fungi, Ascomycota, Dothideomycetes, Dothideales, Saccotheciaceae. The record is from the annotation of a GenBank genome assembly.